GCCCCCACCCCUCCCAACCCCUGUCGCCUUUUCAAAUCCCCACCUCCAAACCAUUGGCGCCUCCGAUCCCCGGCAGCUUCAAGCAAGAUACCCUCUUCCACCCCUCGCCGCCGCGACACGCUCGACACGACACCACGACCUCUUCAAAACCAUACCCAGCUGCCCUACUGCCUGUGCUUGGCCACACACAUACACACAGCCCCCGCGCAGCCACAGAGUUUAGGCCACGUUGAGCCGCGGGGAUGCCACCGCUCGACCUCGACACCCUCGUCUCGUGGAGCGAUGGCGCCAGCGGCGGCGGCGGCGGCGGUGGCGAGGAGUUGAAGGCCGCGUGCGGUCGCGACGCCGCGCUGUCCGACGGCGGCCCCGGGGCCUGGGAGCGCGACGACGACGGCGACCCGUACGCCCCCGCGCAGUCGCUCCGGCUGAGGAUCGGGGAGGAUAUCGACUGGAGCGACGUCGCCGCCGGGGCAGUGUUGGAGCGGGACGACUCCACCAAGGGCGCCGGCGCCAACCCCAAGUGCGCCGCGCGCCGGAGCGUGGCCGCCGCCGCCGCGAGGGGCUCGCUGCCGUCGCCCGCCCCGACGGCGCGGAGGGCGGUGGCCGUGGUCAUCGGCGGCCUGGCGCCCGCGGCGGCGGGCAAGGCCGCGCGGGACCACGGCAGGCGGCGCCGCUCCCCGCGCCGCCCCGGCGGCCGCGCGAGGGUUUUCACGGCCGGGGAGGCGGCCGCCGCGGACCGCCUGGCGGAGCCGGGCUCGCCCAAGGUGUCCUGCCUCGGGGGCGUCCGGUCGCAGCAGCGGGCCGCGGCUGAGGGCGUUACCACUGGCCGCCGGUGGUGGGCGUGGCUGGUGGCCGACGUCGUGCGGCCCGGCUGCUGCUGGAACGGCCGGCGCGAGAGGAGGCCCCAUGGGAGCGAAGCCAUUGGUUCGGCGGUGGCGGCGUCAGCGCCUGUGCUGGCUGCGGACGUGGCAUCGGGGCAUCGGAUCGAUCGGUGGAGUAGGUGUGUCCGGUCACGUAGUGUCGGCCACAUCCCACAUGGAAACUUUUGUCAUCUCUAGUUUAGCUCUGGGUUGUCUCUGCUCAUGGUCGGCCGGAUUCCUGUACACGGGACCUUCACCAGGUGUUCGAUUUGAAUUUGAACCAUUCUGCCUCUCCAUUGUCCAAGUCUCUUAUGUGUCAUGCGUAAUGGGUCAGAGCCGAAGCCACCUUGUGUUUUUCUGGAUCCAGAUUGCUGAUCAGUAAUAAUACUACUAUUUGUUAAUCCGGAA
Panicum virgatum (switchgrass) is the source of this 1268-nucleotide messenger RNA. RefSeq lists its product as uncharacterized. The record is from RefSeq and is a predicted model, not a curated record. The transcript has a single exon. Bases 243 to 1058 code for a protein of 271 amino acids. Lineage: Eukaryota; Viridiplantae; Streptophyta; Magnoliopsida; Poales; Poaceae.